AGUUGUAAUUUGUUUAUUUUGCUGUUGAAGAUGCCAAAGGAAGUAAAAUGUGACUAUGGAUUGUGGGAAACAAUACCAGAAGAGGUAUUUUUGAAAAUCUUGCUUUAUUUAAGUACUAAGGAUAUUUUGGCUUUCGGAUCAACAUGUAAAAGAUAUUAUAAAAUUUGUAAAGAUGAUUUUUUGUGGAGAAAAUUAUUUCGCAGAGAUUUCAAAAUAUCUAACAACCUUGAAUUGAAACCAGGAGCAAAUUCUUGGGGUUCGGAAUAUAAACGUCUCUCUAUAAAUGUACCUAUGAUUCUUACAGAAGUCCUUGAACAACAUUCUCAUCAAGUUUUACAUGUUAGCUUUUCUCAUAAUGGAGAAAUGUUCGCAACAUGCUCGAAAGACUCAAAUGUUAUUAUAUGGAAUUCGUCGUACCCCUGUUCCGUAAAAAAUGUACAUAGUAUGAAAAAAUAUACAUGGAAAUGCACACAAUAUUCGCAGUUUAAUAAAACAGAUACUUUACUUUUAGUUUCGGGUAUUCUUUUUAACUCUGAUAGUACACAGGGUGAGAUUGCGGUUUUCUCUAUUAAAGAAAAUUGGUCAUCAUUACUUUGUAGGGUAUCAAAUCGUCCAUAUGACGUUUUUGGGACAUGGUUUAAUGACUAUCAACUACUUUCGGGCGAUUUCAAUUGGCCUAACUAUCUAAUAAACAAAUCAUUUGUAUGGUUGAAUAGAACUAAUCAAGAUUCUUCAGAACAUAGAGUUGCCACGACGCAAAUGUAUAAGUUUUAUAAUCGAAAUGCAAGCUCUAUUCGGGCAAUUAUAGUUGCCAAUUGUCCUUGGAUAAAUCGUUCAAACAAUCCACUGAAAACUAACGAUUCUUCUGAAGCGCAACAAAAAUUAUUGAUUCGUAAUAUAGAAACUAAUGGUAAUCCUUUUCUUUCGGAGAAUCUACACCGUUCCGAAUUAUCGGAAAAUUUACUUGAACAUAGAAAAAGGUGUAAAGAUUACCGAACAGCACAAAAUAUUGAACAUAGCUUCAUUAAUAAAUUUAGCAAUGAUUGUAAAAAAUCUAGUAAGUUGAAUAUGCAGUCAAUUGAUUUGAAAGUUGAUGAGGAUUUGGAAAAUUCUGUGCCCAAGUAUUUAAUAUUUUUUACUGGUUCAAAAACAUGCUUACCACAUGAAAUAGGUAUAAAGCGUGUUGAAAACAUAGAAUUCGCUAAUAACUCCGAUUUUGAAUCAUCUUUAAAAGAAGAGCAACAGUUUGAAGGGAGUGGGAGUGCUGUAUGGGAUCUGGAACAUAAUGAAAUAAACGUACCUAAUUUGAGAAAUUCUGAUUCAGUAACAAAUCAUUUUGACAAAAUUGACAAAACUAUAGAUCUACACGGACAUAUAAUUGGUAUGGCACUUAGUCCCGAUCAUAGAUUUUUAUAUGUGAAUUCUCGACCUUGGCCAGAAAAUUAUGUUAUAACAAAUCCACUGGAACCACCUCCCAUAGCUCAAGAAAUUGAAAUACAUGUUAUUGACCUAAGAACUUUGAAGCCAUUGGAAUACAUUUUAAGGUCACAUAAAGCUUAUACUCCAAAUACAGAAUGUUUUUUUAUAUUUUUGAAUGUUUCGGAUGAUUAUGUAGCAAGUGGUGCCGAAGACAAACAUGCCUACAUAUGGGAUAGAUUUUAUGGGAUCUGCCUCGCAAAGUAUAGACAUUUGGAUGUAGUGAACUCAGUUGCUUUCAAUCCAAAAGAUCCUGAAAUGUUAGUUACGACUAGUGACGAUCACUCAAUCAAAAUUUGGAGAUCUAGAGAUAAAGUGAAAAAACUUAAUAUACCUUUUAAUGAACAAGCCACCGAAUUUCGAAAAAGUUGGUAAACUUAUUUGAUACCUACUUCAAAACUUCGAAACAUUUUUUAUUGGUUUAUUGUUUUUUAUCACUUAAUUUAUUUAUUUUGUAGAAUCUGUGUAUUGUUUGUAUUGAAAAUGAUGUGAUAAAAAUUUAUCUAAAAUAAAAAUCU
This is a messenger RNA of Condylostylus longicornis, 1994 nucleotides long. Its product is annotated as F-box/WD repeat-containing protein 5-like. The transcript has 8 exons. Gene Ontology annotation, biological process: protein ubiquitination. Gene Ontology annotation, molecular function: protein binding. Gene Ontology annotation, cellular component: Cul4-RING E3 ubiquitin ligase complex; SCF ubiquitin ligase complex. The record is from RefSeq and is a predicted model, not a curated record. The coding region runs from base 31 to 1851 and encodes 606 amino acids. Lineage: Eukaryota; Metazoa; Arthropoda; Insecta; Diptera; Dolichopodidae.